Vidua macroura (Pin-tailed whydah) is the source of this 3533-nucleotide messenger RNA. It is a transcript of the gene KLHL8, whose product is annotated as kelch like family member 8. Gene Ontology annotation, molecular function: protein binding. The transcript is spliced from 10 exons. The record is from RefSeq and is a predicted model, not a curated record. Bases 170 to 2020 code for a protein of 616 amino acids. NCBI's taxonomy places the organism in Eukaryota, Metazoa, Chordata, Aves, Passeriformes, Viduidae.
CGCCGCGCGCCCCCUGGCGGGCGGCGGGCGCUCCGCCGGACCCGCCGCGGCGGCAGGGCCAGCGCAGGAAGAUGAACAGAACUGAAUUUUAGGACCUAACUCCUGAUGGGCUGGAUUUUAUCUUGGCAGGAGGUUUUGAAGAUUGAUACAGUGAGAGAAGCAACAGCCAAUGGCUUCAGAAUCCAUGGUCCCUGAACAGGCAAAACAACAUCUGAUAAAGGGGAAAAGGCGGCAGCAGCAGCAAACUCAGCCUUCCAGCAGUGAUGGGGAUGAGGAUGUCUUUGUGUUUGAGGCAAAUGAGGCUUGGAAGGAUUUUCACAGCUCUCUUCUUCACUUCUUUGAAGCUGGAGAGCUCUGUGAUGUUACACUGAAGGUUGGUUCAAAGCUAAUCUCCUGCCACAAACUGGUGCUAGCUUGCGUUAUCCCGUACUUCCGAGCCAUGUUUCUUUCGGAAAUGGCUGAAGCCAAGCAGAAGCUGAUCGAGAUCAGGGACUUUGAUGGCGAUGCCAUCGAGGACCUGGUGAAGUUCGCAUACUCCUCGCGGCUCACGCUGACGGUGGAUAAUGUGCAGCCCCUCCUGUACGCCGCCUGCAUCCUGCAGGUAGAACUGGUGGCAAAGGCCUGCUGUGAAUACAUGAAGCUGCACUUCCACCCCUCCAACUGCCUGGCAGUCAGGGCGUUUGCCGAGAGCCACAACCGCAUCGACCUGAUGGACAUGGCUGAUCAGUUUGCUUGUGAACAUUUCACAGAAGUGAUGGAGUGCGAGGACUUUGUGAGUGUGUCACCACAGCAUCUCCAUAAACUCCUGUCCUCCAGUGACCUGAAUAUUGAAAAUGAAAAGCAGGUUUACAAUGCUGCUAUCAAGUGGCUGCUGGCCAAUCCACAGCAUCACACUAUGUGGCUGGAUGAGAUCCUUGCACAGGUACGGCUGCCUCUCUUGCCCAUUUGUUUCCUUAUGGGUGUUGUGGCAAAGGAAGAGAUUGUCAAGCAGAAUCUAAAAUGUAGGGAUUUGCUGGAUGAAGCAAGGAACUACCACCUUCACCUGAGCAGCAGGGCAGUGCCUGACUUUGAGUACUCCAUUCGCACAACACCAAGGAAGCAGACUGCUGGUGUGCUGUUCUGUGUCGGUGGCAGAGGUGGAUCAGGUGACCCCUUCCGCAGCAUCGAGUGUUACUCCAUCAGUAAGAACAGCUGGUUCUUUGGCCCUGAAAUGAACAGCAGGAGGAGGCACGUGGGUGUGAUCUCUGUGGGAGGUAAAGUCUACGCAGUAGGUGGACAUGAUGGAAAUGAACACUUAGGAAGCAUGGAAGUAUUUGAUCCUCUCACAAACAAGUGGAUGAUGAAGGCAUCAAUGAACACAAAGAGGAGAGGCAUUGCCCUGGCGUCCCUGGGUGGCCCCAUUUACGCCAUCGGGGGCUUGGAUGACAACACGUGCUUCAGCGACGUGGAGCGCUAUGACAUUGACUCGGAUCGCUGGAGCGCCGUGGCUUCCAUGAACACUCCCCGGGGAGGCGUCGGCUCCGUGGCCCUGGUGAACCAUGUUUACGCCGUGGGUGGCAAUGAUGGUGUAGCAUCUCUUUCCAGUGUGGAGAAAUACGAUCCCCACUUGGAUAAGUGGAUAGAAGUAAAAGAGAUGGGUCAGCGAAGGGCUGGGAAUGGUGUCAGUGAGCUCCACGGCUGCUUGUAUGUUGUGGGUGGCUUUGAUGACAACUCACCCCUGAGCUCAGUGGAACGGUUUGACCCACGCUGUAACAAAUGGGAAUACGUGGCAGAGCUCACAACUCCAAGGGGUGGUGUUGGCAUAGCAACACUGAUGGGAAAAAUUUUCGCAGUUGGAGGCCAUAAUGGCAAUGUGUACCUGAAUACAGUGGAAGCAUUUGAUCCCAUAGUGAACAGGUGGGAACUUGUGGGCUCAGUGUCACACUGCAGGGCAGGGGCGGGUGUGGCCGUGUGCUCCUGUCUCAGCAGCCAGAUCCGGGAUGUGGGCCAAGGAUCCAGCAACGUUGUGGAUUGCAUGUGACCUCUGCUGCCGCCUCCAAAUUCCAAAGGAAUGCUACAAGGGAGGCACUGCAGAGCUUUGUUUUGUAUGGUAGGUUAAGGAAUAAAUCCAGUACAUUUUCUUUGUGAAAAUGGUAUUUUCUGCAACUGUAAAGCUUUUGGUGGCUUUCUAUCAAUAGUGAUACAGAAAAGCCUGUGAAAACAUGGAAUAAAAGUGUGACUCACAGGAACAAAACCUGCCAAGAACUGCAAUCAUCCCAUUUUUGAGAAGCUGCAAUUUCAAAAUCAUUUGAGGCAGCUGUUGCAAGGACUCAAUAUUGAACUGUAAAUCAGGCAUGUGGUAAGGAGAGCAGCAGCAGCUACUGCUGCUGAGCUUCCCCCAGCAGCCCUGCUACAUGUUCUUUGGAGGACUGGAGUGACAUUUUAUUUAACUUAUUUUCUGGAAUGGAGUCUUAAACGUUUCCCAAUUGUACAAGAGCUUUGUAACAGAAGGUGUCUCUAGUUUUAGAAGUAACAACAUCAAUGAUGUACACUGAGAUAACUGAGGCAGAGAAGUUCACUGCUUACCUCUCUAGGGAAUGCUGGCAGCAGUAGAAAUUGCAGGGAUUGUGUCUGAAAAUUGUCUUUCAAAGUACUUUCUCAAGCUAAUAAACAUGUUAGAAAGCUGGAAAGAUUCUUGACCUGAAUUUAGCCGCUGGAAUACUGCCAUUCCCUAGUCUUCCAUAAAAUGUGUAGUUACUACCCCCCCUUUCCAAAGGAGAGUUUCUGUUGAGAGGUCCUUCCUGAAGUAACCAGUAUAAUUUGUCCUAUUUUGAGAUGGUAGUGUGUGAAAAUGUAGACUUCAGUGGUGUUUGAAUCACCAUUUUUAUAGAAAAUGGAAAUUCAUAAUUAAAUUUGUGGUAUUCUGUAAAACUUUUUAACUGCAACUCUAGAAGACUUGACCAAUUUCUGUAUCCAGAAGCAGCUCUGGUAACAUUCUCAAGUUACUUGCUCUUUUAAGGGAGCAGAUAAAUAACCUCAAAACCUUAAAUGAACCAAAGAGAGUCAGCAAGACAGAUAAUUGGGAAUAAACCAGUACUUCCAUCAAAAAUUGAGAUAGCAAUGCAAUAGCCCUGCAUACAAAGAUGUCUUCUUAUGCCAUUACAAACCCUGAAUCCCGAGUAAAGUCCUGCAGGAAAGACUGCAGAUUCCUGUUCCUGCAUCACCUUGAACAGAUCAACAACUGGCAAUUCUUUGUGACCAAAGUUUCACAAUUACCAGAUUGUUCCAAAUGCCCAGGGAGAGCAGCAAACUUCUCUGUAUUCAGGACCUGGAAGAGGCAGGACAGCAGGAGUGAGGAGGCACAGUCGUGUUUUUCUAAGUUGCCAUCAUUUGGCUUUCCUGACCAAAAUGGCUUUGCACUUUGGUGCACUUUUUGCACAUAGGGACAAAUGGAACGGUACUGUAAAUAAUGAAAUAUUGCAAUAAAACGUUUGUACUUCAAAGCACCUCAUUUGUUGUAUGUCUGGAGCAUACUGGUGCUGGGAACCAUUAGA